AUGACUUUCGAUGCGCUCUCUCCAUUAGGGGUGGUUGAGGCCGUCUCAAAACUAGGCGCACAUAAGGGGCACAUGCGACUGGACAAGGUGUUUUUUAGUGCAGUAUCAGCUGGCUGUUUACUUGCAUUCGCCUGCGGGACUACUCUUAGUACCAAUGCCAGCCCUUGGUUUCAAGAGAACGCCCCAGGUUUAAUGCGGACUAUUAGCGCCUUGGUGUUUCCUUACGGUCUGUGUAUGAUCCUCCUAACAGGUGCAGAUCUUUGCACUGGAUCCUUUAUGUUUACUUCAGUUGCUGCCCUCCAUCGCCGCUUGUCUUGGUCAAGAAUGUUGCUUCACUGGGCUGUGACAUUCCUCGGCAACCUCGCCGGAUCUUUAUUUGUCGUAGCUAUCAUCUUCGGCUAUGGAAAUACCUUUUCCGCAGAGCCCUUUAGGUCCGCCGUCAUUUCUUUCGCCACAAAAAAGCAGGUUACCCCUGACUUCCACAUGAUACUUCUGCGUGGCAUUGGAUGCAACUGGCUUGUAUGCUUAGCUUGCUUCCUUGGUAUUCAAGGACGUGAUCUGGCAUCCAAGGUUAUUGGAAUCUGGUUGCCAACAUUUGCAUUUGUCUCCCUGGGCUUCGACCACGUCGUUGCAAACAUGACAUUUAUUCCAUUGGGUAUCUGGCUGGGAGCGCCACAGAUUACGACUGGCCUCUACAUCUGGAAAGGUAUCAUCCCGACCUUGCUGGGAAAUAUCAUCGGUGGAGGUGUAUUUUGUGGAACUUACUAUUGGUACAUGUACCUUCUCGAUCUGAACACUCUGCCUUUGUAUGGCGAAAAGAGAGUUGGGAGUAGCUCAUUGAACUCAGUAUCGAGCUCAGAUCGAGCAAGCACUAAGCGACCGGACGUUGAAGCAUCUGCUAGAGGCUUUGGGAACCAGAACCCACCUAUGAAUGAAUAG
This is a messenger RNA of Penicillium robsamsonii, 939 nucleotides long. RefSeq names its product formate/nitrite transporter family protein. Bases 1 to 939 code for a protein of 312 amino acids. Gene Ontology annotation, molecular function: high-affinity secondary active nitrite transmembrane transporter activity. The transcript is spliced from 4 exons. Gene Ontology annotation, biological process: transmembrane transport; nitrite transport. The record is from RefSeq and is a predicted model, not a curated record. NCBI's taxonomy places the organism in Eukaryota, Fungi, Ascomycota, Eurotiomycetes, Eurotiales, Aspergillaceae. Gene Ontology annotation, cellular component: membrane.